Messenger RNA from Macrosteles quadrilineatus (aster leafhopper), 1265 nucleotides. RefSeq lists its product as uncharacterized. Gene Ontology annotation, cellular component: membrane. Lineage: Eukaryota; Metazoa; Arthropoda; Insecta; Hemiptera; Cicadellidae. The record is from RefSeq and is a predicted model, not a curated record. The transcript has 6 exons. Bases 148 to 1038 code for a protein of 296 amino acids.
AUGUCAUUUACGGUAUAUGUUGGGUGUAAUGUCGAAGGUAUAUUUACAUUUUAUUGGAAAUGUGUAAAGCAUUUGUUCUGCAGUUUGUGAUUUUAUUUUAUUACUAAUGCACAUAUAGGGAGUGAUGAGUGAGAUGGCUCUGGUGUGAUGCAGUCGGACUGUAGCCACUACCUCCAUUCAGUGUCUGAUUUGUACGCUGCUGACGAAAUAUCAGUCCUACUGGAGGAGCUACGGGAACUCGAGCCGGCGAGCUAUCGCCCGGAGGACCUUCAAGACUUUGAGAUCGCAGGCUCCCAAACUGGAGGAGUGCUUGGUGGAGGUGGGGAGACGCCAGGUGACGUAGGCACUGUGAGGUCAUGGGACUCGCACGCAAACUACAAGCAACACCUUCCGGGCUCGUCCCCAACACACUCCAUCUUCAGCGGAGUGGUGUUGUACUGCGACGAGACUCACGUCAAAAGCGGCACCGGCAUCAUACGACUGUUACUGGUCAUAUCGUCAAUCGCUUGCCUCGCCUGUCUCUGCUCGUCAGGAACAGUGAAGGUUGGCUUGUUCAUGCUGCCGCUGAUGGGGCGACUGCGACUCAUGAUGUUUGUCACCAUCUUUAGUCUGCUUGUUACCUGCCUCUUCUUAUUCCUCGACAUAUCCCAUGUCGUCUACUUGUUUCCAUUCAACUGGGGAAAGUUGAAUGCGUUCUUCUAUGUGAGUGUGAGCUUGUUGUAUCUGAUAAGUUCAUCUCUGGUGCUGCAUCUGCUUCACACAUACUCAGAGACUUACCCCUGGGUGCCAAAGUGGACGAGAGAUCAGUUAUUCAUCACUUCCUGUCUAGGGUACAUAUGUGCACUAGAGGCCCUCGUGUUGUCGAUGCUGACGAGAUGUGACGGAGGCCAGUACAGUCCCGUGGACGAGGACCCGAGCACAAUGACACUGCAGGAGCGGCCAGUCCCCCCCUCCCCCUCCCACACUUCUCAGCCUCGCCCUCCCUCCUGGCCGGUGGACGACGUGCAGCCGUGCACCAGCAAGCAGUACCACCACUGACCCAACCCUCGCUAAGUCAACACAUCUUUUAUACUGUGAUCUCCAACAGCUAACGUAAAUUAUCCCUUGCAAUGUACUUUUGUGUGCUUGCUAGCUACAUUGCUGAACCCAAUUGUUGGGAAAUAUUUAUUUUUUACCAAUUUAGCUUGUUCUUUGUUCCUUUGUUCCUUUGAAUGUCUAGUCCAUAAUCUUCAAUUGAUGUUUUGCAAAGGAUUUAAAAAAAACAC